Molecule: messenger RNA, 2736 nt
Organism: Salvelinus sp. IW2-2015
Lineage: Eukaryota; Metazoa; Chordata; Actinopteri; Salmoniformes; Salmonidae
Product: ribosomal protein S6 kinase alpha-1
Biological process (GO): peptidyl-serine phosphorylation; intracellular signal transduction; positive regulation of DNA-templated transcription
Molecular function (GO): ATP binding; protein serine/threonine kinase activity; magnesium ion binding
Source: RefSeq, a predicted model, not a curated record
GUAAUUGGAUCGUAAAUGACUUGUGGUGUCUUCUCCCCAGAUUUUGGCUUGUGUAAAGAGGCUGUUGACCAAGAGAAGAAGGCCUACUCCUUCUGUGGUACGGUGGAAUACAUGGCGCCAGAGGUGGUGAACAGGCAGGGCCACAUACAGAGCGCCGACUGGUGGUCGUUUGGGGUACUGAUGUUUGAGAUGCUGACCGGAUCGCUGCCGUUCCAAGGGAAGGACCGCAAAGAGACCAUGAACCUCAUCCUCAAGGCCAGAUUGGGAAUGCCCCAAUUCCUGAGUACAGAGGCCCAGAGUCUCCUCCGAGCUCUGUUCAAGAGGAACCCCAUCAACAGAAUGGGGUCCGGGGCGGAUGGUGCAGAGGAGAUCAAACGCCACACGUUCUUCUCCACCAUCGACUGGAACAAACUGUUCCGGCGAGAGAUCCCACCCCCGUUCAAGCCGGCGGUGGCCCGACCAGACGACACCUUCUACUUCGACUCAGAGUUCACCUCCCGCACACCCAAAGACUCCCCAGGUGUUCCACCCAGUGCCGGAGCUCACCAACUCUUCCGUGGCUUCAGCUUCGUCGCCCCGGCCAUGCUGGAUGAGGAGGGGGCCAAGGAGCCGGCCAAGCCCACACCACACCCAGUGGUCCAGCAACUCCACGGAAAGAACGUGUUGUUCAGCGAUGGCUACAUGUUGAAGGAGGACAUCGGCAUGGGCUCUUUCUCCGUUUGCAAGCGCUGCAUCCACAAAGCCACCAACACAGAGUACGCCGCCAAGGUGAUUGACAAGACCAUGACAGACCCCUCAGAGGAGAUUGAGAUCCUGUUGAGAUACGGCCAGCACCCCAACAUCAUCACCCUGAAGGACGUGUAUGACAAUGGGAAGCAGGUGUAUCUGGUGACAGAGCUGAUGAGAGGUGGGGAGCUGCUGGACCGGAUCCUCAAACAGAAGGUCUUCUCAGAGCGAGAAGCCAGCUCCGUGCUCCACACCAUCACCAAGACUGUAGAAUACCUCCACGCACAGGGGGUUGUUCACAGGGACCUAAAGCCCAGUAACAUCCUUUAUGUAGAUGAGUCGGGGAACCCUGAGUCUAUCCGGAUCUGUGAUUUUGGUUUUGCCAAGCAGCUGAGAGCUGACAACGGCCUGCUCAUGACUCCAUGCUACACCGCUAACUUUGUAGCCCCAGAGGUGUUAAAGCGUCAGGGCUAUGACGAGGGCUGUGACAUAUGGAGUCUGGGAGUGUUGUUGUACACCAUGCUGGCUGGCUUCACGCCGUUUGCCAACGGGCCCGAGGACACUCCAGAUGAGAUCCUGAGCAGGAUAGGCAGCGGUCACUUCACCCUGACUGGAGGCAACUGGGAUGCCGUGUCGGAAGCAGCGAAGGACCUGGUGUCUAAGAUGCUUCACGUGGACCCCCACCAGCGGCUGACCGCAAUGCAGGUUCUCAAGCACCCCUGGAUCGUCCAGAGGGACAAGCUAUCCAACAGCCAGCUGCAGCACCAGGAUGCCAAGCUAGUCAAGGGGGCGAUGGCUGCCACCUACUCUGCCUUGAAGAGCUCCCAGCCCACCCCGGAGCUCAAGUCCAUCGAGUCGUCCUUCCUGGCCCAGCGACGUGUCAAGAAGCUCCCCUCCACCUCUCUGUAGAUCCACCAGAGAGACCAUGAACACCCCCAGACUCUAGCUAGAACGUCAGCCAGUACAGGAACAAGUCACGGGACUGAAGAGACCAGUAGAUCCCCUCUAUCUAACCAGCCAAGGACCACUGACUACUGCCAUCUCCUCCCCUGGCAGUGAUAUCAAUAUUCUGCUGUAGUCCCUUCCCCUGCCAUCGAUAUCACUACUCUGCUGUAGUCCCUUCCUCUGCCAACGAUAUCACUACUCUGCUGUAGUCCCCUGCCCUGCCAGUGAUAUCACUACUCUGCUGUAGUCCCCUGCCAGUGAUAUCACUAACUCUGCUGUAGUCCCCUGCCAGUGAUAUCAACUACUCUGCUGUAGUCCCCUGCCAGUGGAAUAUCACUACUUGGCUGUAGUCCCCUGCCAGUGAUAGCACUACUCUGCUGUAGUCCCCUGCCCUGCCAGUGAUAUCACUACUCCUGCUGUAGUCCCCUGCCCUGCCAGUGAUAUCACUACUCUGCUGUAGUCCCCUGCCCUGCCAGUGAUAUCACUACUCUGCUGUAGUCCCUGCCAGGGAUAUCAACACUACUCUGCUGUAGUCCCCUGCCAGCGAUGUCACUACUCUGCUGUAGUCCCCUGCCAGUGAUAUCAGUAGUUUCUCUUUCCUCUUGGAUGGGCUUCUGGGCAUGGUCACUUGAUGUCAAUCAACCUGGACAAGCAACAAGACAUGGUUGGGGAUGAGGGUGCAGUGGGGUAGGGGCAGGUUAUGGCAAAUUUGUUAGCAGUAUAUUUUGGAUAAGAGGUGUGUGUGUGUGAGUUUGUGAGACAACCUGCUACCACCGAGGACGUUGAUGACCAUUGAGGAUGUUUCGGUUGUGUUUUUGUUUUGCUGUCGUUUUGAUUGGCUCUUCAUCUCCCCUCAGCAUCGCUGUGAUUGGCUGUUGCUAAACUCUCUGCAUGUCUGUCUGUUUGGUGUCGUUCUCUCUCCAAUUGAUCAGCUUGCCAAAURGAUUUGUUUGUUUUUGCUGUUUUACCAUUGAAAGCUGGAAGGGACAAUGGCACAAAACGAGAUCACAGUGCAUCACUAUCAUUUUCCUACAUUUUGAAUGAACAUUAAAAGAAAAAAAAACA